This is a messenger RNA of Vigna umbellata (rice bean), 896 nucleotides long. RefSeq lists its product as uncharacterized. NCBI's taxonomy places the organism in Eukaryota, Viridiplantae, Streptophyta, Magnoliopsida, Fabales, Fabaceae. The record is from RefSeq and is a predicted model, not a curated record.
UCUAUCAUCCUUGUUAACAUGGAUAUGCCACACCCCGAUUUCCUCUGUCAUAAACCUGAAGCUAAGGAAACCGGAAGAAUGAAUAGUUCAAGGCACCGUCCGUUACACACUUGUGGACUUUCCAUCUUAGUCAUUGUUGAUAUUAUCAUAGGAAAAACCCAACAUAUGAAUGGACCAUUAGGUUCAACGUUGAAAAGGGUAACGAAGUUAGCCAAAUUCGCCGUGCCCCUUAUCUACGCCAUGCAAAUCUAUUGGCUUACAAUUCUCUCCUUCAUCGAUGAUGCCAUUCUAGCAAUUGAAAAAGUUAUAGAGAAACUGUUUCCCCAUUCAACACGUGUGUUCGACAAAGUUGAUGAAAUUGUGGUAAUGAUAGUGUCCUUUCCCGAGAAAUUUGAAGGUGCAAUGAACAAGUUUCCUACAAUAAUCCGUGAGUUCCCCUUUCUGAAUCGGGCACUGACCCUUAUGAUCUCAAGGUGGAACACGAGAACAACAGGUGUUGAUAGGAGUUGCAAUGAAGGGUACAUGGAUUUGGAAAACUUUCCUCCUAUAAUAUCAGAGUGUGAAUAUAAAGGGAUUCAUGACAUUGCAUUGCAGAGUCUCGUAAAAGGGUCAUACAAGGAAGCUUUGGAGAGAGGGAAAGAAGAUGACCCACAAGAGAAAAUGGAGAUAGGGUGUGAGGUUGAGAAGAAGGUAGAUAAAGGUGAUUAUUGUGAAUGCAAAGAAGGAAGAGAGAAGAAUCAUAUGAAUAAUAAAGAGUGUGAUGAUGCUAUUGUGAAAUGUCUUGUUGGAGAAAGUGUGAAAGAUGGUAGUUAAUUUACCAAAUUUAUCACUUGACAAUUAUGAUUAUAAUCCAUCUAUAUUGGAUUGUUUCUUUUAAUAUUUUCAUAUUUUUGUAU